Daldinia childiae is the source of this 3057-nucleotide messenger RNA. RefSeq names its product Lovastatin diketide synthase LovF. The coding region runs from base 1 to 3057 and encodes 1018 amino acids. The transcript has 8 exons. The record is from RefSeq and is a predicted model, not a curated record. Lineage: Eukaryota; Fungi; Ascomycota; Sordariomycetes; Xylariales; Hypoxylaceae. Gene Ontology annotation, molecular function: fatty acid synthase activity; oxidoreductase activity; phosphopantetheine binding. Gene Ontology annotation, biological process: secondary metabolite biosynthetic process; fatty acid biosynthetic process.
AUGAGACCGACAUCUAGACGAUCUAGUUCGUCUAAGACCAAUAGUACAACGACUCAUGGACUAUGUGACAUUGCUAUUAUCGGCCUCUCCUUCCUACUGCCAGAGGCCAACUCUACGGAAUCGUUCUGGGACCUUUUAAUAUCUGGUAAAUGUGUAGCCUCCGAGUUUCCUCCGGAACGUCUUUGUAAUUCUAGACAUCACGAUGGUGGCAAUGAUGGAACAGGAACCAUUCGGCCCCAGAAAGCUUCUUUUAUACGAAGAAACAUCAGUUCAUUCGAUGCCCGGUUCUUUAUGAUGACGUCCGAGGAAGCAGCAGCAAUGGACCCCCAGCAAAGAAUACUUCUGGAAACUACUUACCGUGCUCUUGAGAAUGCCGGGAUUCCGAUGGCGAUGAUCAAUAACUCAGAUACGUCUGUGCACACCGGCUGCUUUACUACAGACUAUGCUCUGAACUAUGCAAAGGACCCGGAUAACUUGCCUAAAUAUGCUGCUACUGGAAUGGCGGGUAGUAUGUUGUCCAAUAGGAUCAGCACAUUUUUCGGCUUGACAGGCCCCAGCAUUACUGUCGAUACUGCCUGCUCUAGUAGCCUCGUAGCUUUAGAUUUAGCUUGCCAAUCUAUAAUAGAUGGUCGAUCAAAGAUGGGCAUUGUCGCUGGCUGCAACCUUUUAUUGACAACUGAUCUUUUCAUAAGUCUUUCUAACCUCGGCUUCCUAUCCCCGGAUGGCGUAUGCCACAGCUUCGAUUCUCGAGCGAAUGGAUACGGUCGAGGCGAAGGGUUUGGUGUCCUCAUCAUAAAACCCGUAGACGCAGCUGUACGAGAUGGCGAUAUAAUUCGUGCUGUGAUUCGGGCCGUAGGCACGAAUCAAAAUGGGCAUACUAAUCUUGCACAACCAAACAAGGAAAUGCAAAGACAGCUUAUACAGAAUACAUAUCACAAGGCAAACCUCGAUAUGUCCCAAACGCGAUACUUCGAAGCUCAUGGCACUGGGACAGCUUCAGGAGAUCCUUUAGAAGCAAGCGCCAUCGGAGAUGCAUUUCGUUCAGGUAGAGAUCCAAGUAAUCCCUUGGUUGUAGGGGCCGUGAAAGCAAAUAUCGGACACCUCGAAGGUGCAGCAGGAAUUGCCGGAGUAAUCAAAACCAUUCUGAUUCUAGAAAAUGGUAUCAUUCCUCCCGUAGCAGAGCUCGAAAACAUCAAUGAAAAUAUUGAUACUGAGUUUCUAAACUUAAAGGUACAUGACGCCAGCGCACUAUCAGCGAAUUUUGUUACGGCUUACCAUUCACUCGUUGUCGUUGCGAAACUUAGUCAAGGAGAAUCAAUUCUCAUACAUUCCGGUGCAGGUGGAACAGGGCAAGCGGCUAUUCAAAUCGCCAAAACGUGCGGCGCGCAAGUCUUCACGACAGUGAGCUCACCCAAAAAGGAGCUUAUUAAUACUCUAUACGAUAUCCCUAUGGAUAAUAUCCUCAACAGUAGGGAUCUCUCCUUUGCCGAUGGGAUUCGGCGUCUCACACGGAAUAGGGGUGUCGAUGUUGUGCUCAACUCGUUGGCGGGUGAUGCUCUAAUUGCUUCAUGGGAAUGUGUUGCCUCCUUUGGGAGAUUCAUUGAAAUCGGAAAGAAAGAUAUAUUCUCUCACAACAAGCUACCGAUGUUUCAAUUCGCUCGGAACGUAUCAUUUAGCGCCGUUGACAUAGCAGCUAUGGUUCGAGAAAAGCCGAAACUCAUACGAGAUUCUUUGGUGGCCAUUUCCGAUCUCUUCAACAAAGGCGUUUUACAGCUACCCUCGCCAGUAAAAGCGUUCCCUAUAUCCCAAGUAGAAGCCGCCUUUCGCUAUCUUCAAACCGGUGCCAACUCCGGAAAAGUCGUUGUCGAGGUUGACCCGAACGAUAGUGUCUUGGCAGCGGUUACUCAUAUAUCGAGCUGGACAUUCAGCCAAGACGAGACGUUCGUGAUUGCUGGUGGUCUCGGCGGACAAGGCAGAAGUAUCUCCAAGUGGAUGGUUUCAAAAGGGGCUAGAAAUCUCGUCUUACUAUCCCGCGCGGGACCGCGAGACGACAAUUCGGUAGGCUUCAUACGAAGUCUAGAGAAAAAGGGGGCAACAGUUUAUACGCCUCCGUGCGAUAUCUCCGAAGCAGCAUCUUUGGGCGCAGUGAUUGAUUAUUGCAAACUCCAUAUGCCGCCGAUUAAGGGGUGCAUUCAAGCAGCAAUGGAUAUUAGAGACUCCAUAUUCGAGAAUAUGAGCCACGAAGCUUGGACUGCAUCUCUAAAGCCGAAGAUCCGUGGGUCGUGGAACCUACAUCAACUACUACCACGGGACUUGGACUUUUUUAUCAUGUUCUCGUCUAUAUCUGGCAUCAUUGGGUCCCAAGGGCAGUCAAAUUAUGCGGUCGGCAAUACAUUCCAAGAUGAGCUGGCCAAAUACCGAUUGAGUCGAGGAGAAAAGGUGAUAUCUUUAGAUCUCGGUAUUCUUAGCGGCGACGGAUAUCUUGCGGAAAACCAGGACUUUCUGAUCCGAUUUGCUAAAAUCAAGCAAAUGUUGCCAAUCGACGAGGCCGAGGUCCUAGCUCUCCUCGAACAUUUCUGCGAUAAAUCUCUUCCACUUGAUCCGACGCGGUCCCAGCUUGUUCUUGGUCUCGACCUGCCCCAAAACAUCAUAAGUCGUGGCCUGGAACCGUCAAGUUGGACAUACGAACCAAUGUUCGCAAAUCUUCAACAGAUGACAACAGCUACCCCUAUUUCUACCGAUGCUGAUGCCACGACCGACAACGGUUCUAAGUUAGCCGAGAAAGUAGCUGCUUCAGAAUCGCUAAGCGAAGCAGCAGACAUUUUGGCAAAUGGACUGGCGAUGAAAGUUGGAACAAUCUUCUCUAUGUCACGGGAAAGCUUUGAUCUAAACCAACCCUUGCAUAACUACGGGGUAGAUUCCCUCAUCGCGGUAGAGCUGCGGAAUUGGUUCAUUAAAACGCUCAAAGUCGAUUUGGCUGUCUUUGAAAUCUUAGGUGGCGCUACAGCUAUGAUGUUAGGGCAAGCGGCGGCGGAGAAGAUGCGAUCAUGGACUUGA